Molecule: messenger RNA, 2040 nt
Organism: Eimeria acervulina
Lineage: Eukaryota; Apicomplexa; Conoidasida; Eucoccidiorida; Eimeriidae
Exons: 12
Coding region: 1-2040 (679 amino acids)
Biological process (GO): formation of translation preinitiation complex; translational initiation
Molecular function (GO): translation initiation factor activity
Source: RefSeq, a predicted model, not a curated record
AUGAGCUCCACCAGCGCCAACAAAUGCACUUUGUAUUCUGUGGGGGACGUUCCUUACCUUGCUGAGGUCAAUGGAGUCUUCUUUCCUACGGUGCACGGCCUGUGGCGCUGCCCACGGAUGCUUCCUUCAAUGAUUCUGUUGUCCCCUGUGUCUCACUUCGUACUGAAGGGGGCAGACUUGAUGCUGCCGGGGGUUUGCAGGCCUUUAACGAUAGCAGCAGCGCGAGCUGCAGGAGUGGACUCGAUUAAAUGCGGCGAUCUAUGGGCUAUUCGUGUGGCAGGCAAUGCCUUGCCUUUUGCUGUGGGGCGCGCAGUCACAAGGGUCCCCUCUUUGGAGCUUCUAGGAGACAAGGGAAGGGUGCUGGAGCUCAUUCAUUAUCUGGGGGACUCCUUAUGGAAGCACGGGAAGCACACACCUUUGCCCCCCCUGUUUACCUUUAGUCAAGUCUUCAGUGGAGGAGAUGACGCCGAGUUGCUGGCCUCUUGCGGUAUGGGCCCACCGGAGUCGCUUCCGGGGGCGAUGCCGCAGGAGCAGCAGCAGGAGCAGCAGGAGGAACAGCAUAAGCAGGAUGCGGCUCAAGAGAAAGACGCUGCAGCUGAGAGCUGCACCAAGACUGAUGCGGACGGGCACACGCCGGUUUGCGUCGCUGCUGCGGAGCAGCCAAGAACACAGGAGGCAGGAGGACAGGCGUGCCCUGUUGCUGUCUCAGGAGACGAGGUCCCAACAACCUCAGCAGAGCAGGCUUUGACUACGGAGGAACAAGAUAAAUACUUGGCUCUCUGCUUGUUAGAGACGCUACAUACUGUGUCGGACGACCAACUACCCCUCGACGUCUCUGCUCUGUACAGGCAAGUCUUAGCUGGGGGAGUGCAUUUAUUCUUCUCGAGUUUCUCAUCCAAUGGGGUGCUGGAUAAUUUAGGCAGUAGGAUAUAUGCGCGUGGUAGUAGCGCUCAGUUGUUGACAGGAAGAGCAAGAACCAUGGUCAAAUUAACAGCGGAGGCCCCCGCCAUAUUCUACACCAAAAUGGAGAAGGGAGAUGCUCCUUUUGUUGCCCCAGAUAUCCGACGGUCGUCAGCCAAGAAGCUGGGAAAGUUCAUUCAGGGUGCCACCAAGCAGAAGCUUUUGCAAACGAAAGAGCAACGGGGGGUCGUCUCUGUCGUAAAAAUAAAUCGUUCCCAUCCCGAUUACUGCAAGCACACUCCCGUGCCGGAGAAUCGGAAGAAAAAGUUCGUGGAAAAGGCAGCAGUACCUGUUGCAGCGUCAGGUGCUGCUUCCGCCGGGCCAGCAGCACCAGCAGAAGAGGCAGCACAAAAAGGGACACAGACAGCCGUAGGGACUGCGGCCUCCACCUCAGGUCCCCUCGUCUUUGAGUUUUGUGCCCCUCCUGCUAAGUGCUGCAGAAUAUUUGCGGCGGUGGGGGCACGCACUGGGAAGAAUGUCUUUUUCACCGCCGAGGAAUACCGGCAGGUGCUGGGCAAGUACUUGGAGCAGCAAGAUACAAAGAGGGAAGACGGCGAGGAGCAGGCGACGCAGACGGGAGGGCCUCCUCCAGGCGGCAGAGGCAAUGCAGUUAAAAUAGACCCUCUUCUGGCUGAAGCGGUGCUUACGAAGGAAGAGAGAGGGGACGCAAAAACAGGAGGAGAAGACAAACAGAUAAUGGACAAGGGGGAAGUUUUUGUUAGAUGGAUUGAAACUGCUCAACCUUGCCACGCCGUUCUGAGAGAUGAGAGCGAGCUACCGCUUCUGCAAGACAGGAUAGUGCGAGGUCCCUGCGCCCCGGUGCGCAUUUCUGUAGAGGAGAAACAAGGGGGGCGGAAGCACGCCACGCACAUUCUGAACGUCACAAACUUCUUAGUCGAGCCCAAGACCCUUGCUGAAUUCCUGCAGAAGAAGUUGGCGGCUUCGGCCUCUCUCUACGCGCCUCCAGGCUCGAAGGCGGGCAACGUGGCACGGCCUGUGGCGGAGCUCCUGAUUGCAAACUUUGGCAUACCGAAGAAGUUCGUGGAGAUAGAGGCGAAAAAGCCUAAGUCAGGUCGUUGA